Messenger RNA from Ogataea philodendri, 504 nucleotides. RefSeq lists its product as uncharacterized. The record is from RefSeq and is a predicted model, not a curated record. The transcript has a single exon. NCBI's taxonomy places the organism in Eukaryota, Fungi, Ascomycota, Pichiomycetes, Pichiales, Pichiaceae. Bases 1 to 504 code for a protein of 167 amino acids.
AUGAACAACACCCCGUUUACCGUGCCACCACGAUGCCGUCUUCUUGAUAACUUUAUCCAGUUUGCCCAAGAGCAGCGACCUAAGGUUUCUGGGCCAGGAAGCAUAAAAGACAUAGAAAGAGCAGUUGGCUACCAGUUUUUCAGGUUUUUAUCUGAACUUAGUCUUACUGCAUUCGAUGGCCAACAAUUACAACCACAGACAGCCCAGCUGACCUUAAAAUUACAGCUUCAAUUUACAGGGCCUGAUAUCUUCACAACCUCAAUGACUUCAGCAGCUAUCAGCUACAGAUAUAGGGUGAAUGUAUACUUGUGUUUUGCUGCGUUUGACGAUUCAGUUGAUCUGUCACAAUUCAACAAGCUGGUCUUUGAAUGUCUGAUCUCAAAGGUGGACUUGAGCCGACUCAGAAGGUUGAUCUAUCUUCGUCAAAAUGUCAUUCUGCGAUACGUUUCGAUCGGAGUCAAGGUGAAGCGUAGAAAAACUCACCAGCUCCCACAGAUAAAAUAA